AUGAUCGGAAAAUUCGAAUUCCUUAAAAACAAUUGGGAAGAAAUGAUUGAGAAAAGUGAAAAAAUUCCGACAAAUGUCAAAGAAACUUUAAAAGAAAAUGGCCAUUCAUUUAUUGGUUAUUGUUUGGCAAAACGCUUCCAAUUUGUUUUUAACGAUGAAGGACAGGCAAAAACAAAGUUUUAUAAAGAUAACAAUUCAUAUCUUUUGAAAUACGCGACAGAGAUUAAUGGAAUAUUGGGUCCAAGAAGAGUAGACUUGGAAUAUUACAAAAAACUUGAAAAUAAAUUUAAAGAAAAUAUUGAAAAAUUAACAGAAAAUCAAAUGGAAGCAGGAAUCUCCACUGAGACAGAAAAGUUGGGUAAAAUGAUAGAUUUAAUUUUGAAUGAUUAUUGGGGGAAUAUAUGUGCUAUUGACAGAGAUAAUGUUCAAUUUGAAAAAGUAGAUGAAUGGAAACUACAAACAGUCAAUACAAUACUCAAUGACAAUUUCAAUCUUGCUGAUCUGAAGUUCGCUGGUAUUGAUCCUGAUGACUUUAAAGACUUGAACAAAGCAAGCAACGAAUGGGCAAACUUUAAAAAUGGAGCUUUGGAACGUUUCAAUUUACAUAAAUUAACAUUUACUGAGGCACAUAUAAUAAUUGCCUCCUUUCAUAAAAAUCUGAGUGAUCGUAUAACUGGAGAAUCAUUUGAUCAUAUAACAAAAGAACAAUUAUUGUCAAUAAUCCAAAAAGAAAUUCAAAAAAAUAUUUAUUGGCAAUUGAAAGAAGAAAUUGAAAAAUUAAAAACAAAUAAAAAUGUUCAACAAGAAUUAAUUGUCAAAAAAGAAUUGUCUCGUGUUGAAACUUCAAUCGAAUUAAAAGAAAAGUUAAAAGCCUGUGGAUUGUCUGUUUAUGUAUUGAAAUUUGUUUUAAAUGAAAAUCAAGGCGAAGAAGGAAAUCGUUUUGGAUCAAUUACUCGAUUCUUGUCAAAAACUCGAUUUUUAUCAAAAAAUAAUAAUAGCAAGAAAGAAUUGUCCAAAAACAUGAAAAAAUAUUUGGAAAAUUUUAAAAAUAAAUGUGGAGAAGAAAUUAAAGAAAAUAAAGAUUUGAAAGAAUUGAAUAAACUUGUUGAGGAUAAUACAAAUUUAAAUGAAGUUAAAAAUAAUUUAAUUAUUGAAAUUAACGAAUUUGAAAAUAAAUUGAAUGAAAAAAUUAAAAAAUUGGAGAAAAGAAAUUUAAAAAGAGAAUUUAAAAAGAAUGAAGAUUUGGAAGGAAAGUUGAAGAAGGAAACGGAAGAAUAUAUUGACAGAUUAAAGGAGAAAUUGGCCUUUUUAGUUGGAAAUUAUGAGAAAUUAACAGACAAAGAUUCGACUUCACAAAGUAAUGGACAAAUAAAUACUUCAAGUUUAUCAGCAAUUAUUUAUUGUUUAGCAAAUAAAUUUUUGGAAAUGUUUAAUGAAGAUGGAGUUGUUAAUAUGGAUAUUUUAUUACAAAAUAUUUCAAAUACAAAUUUGAUAGAAUAUGGAAUGGAAAUUAAUGAAAAAUUGGGAAAGAAAAGAGUUGAUAAAAUGUAA
Meloidogyne enterolobii is the source of this 1551-nucleotide messenger RNA. Lineage: Eukaryota; Metazoa; Nematoda; Chromadorea; Rhabditida; Meloidogynidae. The record is from the annotation of a GenBank genome assembly.